AUGGCUCUUAAGCGCAUUAACAAGGAACUCACUGAUCUGGGCCGGGAUCCCCCGUCUUCUUGCUCCGCUGGUCCUGUCGGAGACGAUCUGUUCCACUGGCAAGCUACGAUCAUGGGUCCUGGUGACUCGCCAUACUCCGGAGGUGUCUUCUUCCUCACGAUUAACUUCCCUACCGACUACCCGUUCAAGCCUCCCAAGGUUCACUUCACCACCCGCAUCUAUCACCCCAACAUCAACUCGAACGGCAGUAUCUGUCUGGACAUCCUGAGGGACCAAUGGAGCCCCGCCCUCACCAUCUCGAAAGGUUCGUUACGACCCUCGACACGAAAGAACAUCUCCCCUUCAACGUCGUGCCAUGUCGAGAUGUAUCGUUCGUCGCUGACUCAUUUGCUUCUAGUACUGCUUUCGAUCUGCUCCAUGCUCACAGACCCCAACCCGGACGACCCUCUCGUGCCCGAGAUCGCCCAUGUCUACAAGACCGACCGCCCGCGGUACGAAGCGACGGCUCGUGAGUGGACUCGCAAGUACGCUAUCUGA
This is a messenger RNA of Penicillium cosmopolitanum, 537 nucleotides long. RefSeq names its product putative ubiquitin conjugating enzyme (UbcD). The record is from RefSeq and is a predicted model, not a curated record. Gene Ontology annotation, molecular function: ubiquitin conjugating enzyme activity. Gene Ontology annotation, cellular component: nucleus. The transcript has 4 exons. Lineage: Eukaryota; Fungi; Ascomycota; Eurotiomycetes; Eurotiales; Aspergillaceae. Gene Ontology annotation, biological process: ubiquitin-dependent protein catabolic process; protein polyubiquitination. Bases 1 to 537 code for a protein of 178 amino acids.